Molecule: messenger RNA, 1844 nt
Organism: Amyelois transitella
Lineage: Eukaryota; Metazoa; Arthropoda; Insecta; Lepidoptera; Pyralidae
Product: intraflagellar transport protein 74 homolog
Exons: 11
Coding region: 21-1844 (607 amino acids)
Biological process (GO): cilium assembly; intraciliary transport involved in cilium assembly
Cellular component (GO): centrosome; cilium; intraciliary transport particle B
Molecular function (GO): beta-tubulin binding
Source: RefSeq, a predicted model, not a curated record
GUGAAAAAUACUUGUUUAAUAUGGAUUUUUCCGAGGACGUAGCACACGUGGGCAGCGGGGUGAGGCGGGCGGACAGGCCAGUCUCGAGAAGGGGAUUUCGCGAAUACACCAAUAGUAGUUCUGCUGUGUCUAGAAACGGCAACAUGAGACCGACUUCAGCGUACCGCGGGGGCACAGCUUCUCGGCUGUCCACGGCUGGGUUCGGCCCAGCACCGCCUACUGCUAGCCGGCAGCAGACAGCAAUGACUGGCUUCUCUAUGAUCGACAGACCAAUAACCCAACAAGGCAUAUCAGGGUUACGUACUGGCACAGCCCGAGGAUUCCGUACUCGGCAGCUCCAAGAUAAGAGGUACUGGGAGGAGGUCAUGCAGGUCAAGAUUAGAGAGAUGAAGGCAGAAAUAGCGAGACUUAAUGAGAAGGCAGAUGCGGGGGAAAGGGAGAGGUCGGCGAAGAAACAUUACGAGAAGCGGGUUAGGGAAUUGGCUCAAGAAUUGACUGAUCUGCAAGGUCGUUUAGCUGACUACAACACAGCUAUUCGCAUCGCCAACGGCGAAGCGUCAAAACAGUCAGUGGACGAACAAACCAGGGAAUUGGAAGCUAGUAAUAGGAAACUUCAGGAAGAGGUGGAAGCGGUGUUCCUGGAAAAGCAGAGGAAGGAGAACCAAUUGAGGCAACUGAGGGAACAGAUGGAUAAGGAACAAUCAACAAUAUCCAAAAUACUAUCAGAAAUGACACCAGAACAAAAAGAUCAGUUUAACGAACUAAAAGCUACAGCAGCGGCUUUGAGAGAAGACGUGGAGCAGGCCAGGAAUCAAGUGGAUCAUCUGAACAGGGAGAAGGAGGAGUUUAGCAAGGAGAUUUCUGGAUCACAGAUAAAAGUCCAUCUUUUGGAGCUGCAUCGUCGUCUGGCAACAACUGAGGAGAAGCGUGACAACCUGAGGAACGAGCUGAACAACAAACUGAACCCGCAAGAGGAGAGGGAGAAAUUAUUGGUUCAAGUUCGUGAAGAUAACGCCGCCAUAGCAUCUUUAGACAGCAAUGCAGCAAGCAUCAAAGAGCAGAUCCGUAAAGUUCAAGAACUCAUUGAACAGGCUGAACAAGAUUUAGAAGAAGGCAACUCUGAACGUCAUCAGAAAUACCGUGAACUGAAGAAAAGAGAAGAAACUAUGGACGCAUUCAUGUCCACUUAUGAGGAAAGUUUGAAAAAAGAACAAGAAAAAAUUGAUCAGUUGGAGAAAGACGUCGUAUUUGCAUUGGAACAUAGCAGUUCUAAUAUCGACAUGGAUUUAAGUGAGAUCGACAAUUUGAAACAAAAAGAAGGCUAUACUUCUAAUUACGAUGAUAAUAAGAGAUCUGUUGAGACUCUUACCAAUGAUUAUGAAAGGUUCCAGAGUAAUUUGAAAAAGGUGGAGGCAACGCGGGAACGCCUAGCAACAGAACUGCAAACUUUGCCAGAGAAGACGAGGGUCAUGCAGGAAGAGCUUGUCACACUUUCCAACUUAGAAAAAUUGAGAGAAGAAGGUGAAGAAAGAAAGAAAGAGUUGGAAACGGAGCUGAAAGUUUUAAAAGAGAAAUUGACACCAACUGAGAGCGCUGUCUUGGAAGCAAUUAACAAACUCAAGAAAUUGCAGGAAAAUUUGGAAGGCAAUGAAAUGUAUGCAAAAUUGAAUAGUCUAGAAGAGCAGUUGGCGCAAUUGGAGAGCAGGAAAGCUGUGCUGGAAGAGGAUAUAGCUUCUAUAACCCUGAAGGCUGAUUACGAACCCCUCAAGAAGCAGGCGAUGGAAGUAUUAGCGGCCUUGAACAGAAAGAUUAUUGAAGACUUGGACAGCUCUAAAUCUUAUUAA